Messenger RNA from Xenopus laevis (African clawed frog), 1984 nucleotides. It is a transcript of the gene fam181a.S, whose product is annotated as family with sequence similarity 181 member A S homeolog. The coding region runs from base 544 to 1383 and encodes 279 amino acids. The record is from RefSeq and is a predicted model, not a curated record. NCBI's taxonomy places the organism in Eukaryota, Metazoa, Chordata, Amphibia, Anura, Pipidae. The transcript has 2 exons.
UUCAUCCAGCCUCCCAGACAGAUUCGCUUAUUUUAAAGAUAAAAAAGGACGUCUACCUAUCUUCACUUAUCAUGAGCAUAUCAUGUUUUAUUGUGGGGAGGUGAAGAAGGAGGGAAAUUGGACAUGGUAAAAAAAGCAGAGAAAUGAUGGUAUCUGUUGCAUGUCUUUUUGUAGGAGUCCCCAUGGUGAUCAUUUGUAAGUGAAAAGAAUGUGGGAACAGAGAGUCUGCUCCCUGAUUGGACUGCUUUGUACUUGCAAAAUGAAUUCUGAUUGGGCUAAAUGAUUCCUAACUAGCAGGAGUUUAUUUUCAUUCACUUUUCUCCCAAAUAGAGGAAUCUCCACUAGCACCCUUGCAGGUUUGUAAUGUAACAAGAUUAGUUCUGAUCUGGAUUCCACUGAAGUUGUACUCUUGGGAUGUAAAGGUCAUGUGUAGAAUUAUUAGGAAUAAGGAAGAGUGGAUCGAUAUGUUGUGCAGGUUGGAUAAUAACGUCUAAUGGAAUAGCCUGUAUUGACUUUUUAUGGAAAUCUGGUAUUUUUAAAGUCAUGGCAUCUGACAGUGAAGUGAGGACACUUUUAAAUUUUGUGAACCUAGCAUCUUGCGAUAUCAAAGCUGCUUUGGACAAAUCUGCCCCUUGUCGGAGGUCUGUGGACCAUAGAAAAUAUUUACAGAAGCAAUUGAAAAGAUUUUCUCAGAAAUAUUCCAGAUUGCCACGAUGUACCCCAAGCAAAAGUGUGGACCUGCGGAAAAGUCUGCUGGACAGACAAAACACCACAACCCUUAACAAUGGAUUGAGUGACAAAGCCACACAUACAUUAGAAAAUAUUAAUAAGGACACUUGUGCUCAAGAGAAUAGUACUGAGGCUGGAAGUCCUGAUCAGGUGCCCAUGCGAAAGAGGCAGCUGCCUGCAUCAUUCUGGGAGGAACCGAGACCUUCUUCCAGUCUUCUUGAACUGCAUUGUCCUUCUCAACCUGAUAUCAUAUAUAAGGAAAGUACUGAUACCUCACUACCUCUUUAUGAAACCAGGAGAGGCAAAAACGUAGUGAUCCAUGGAAGCCACAGCUCAGCCAGUUUCUACCCUUCCGAGGAUAAGGAGUCUGGAAAAUUGCCCUCUGUGGCUUCCCUUACAGAGUUGGUGAAUGCUUGUAGCUGCUGUCCAUUUCAGUACCAUGGACAAGCCAUGUACCAACACUAUCCUGGAGAACUGUCUCCUAACCCAUUCACUGGUCUGACUCUAUGGAAUAAAAGCACUGUGCCAACUUUAGAAAUUCAGCACCUUUGUAAGGAGUCAUCCCAAAGGAUAUAUAGACAUGUGGUCCUAAAGCCAAUUCCUACAAAACCAGCUGUCCACAGCUCUCUCUUUAAUGUUUUUGGAUAUAUUUAGUGCUAACCUUUCAUGACACCACAAUUGUUUCAAUCCUGGAUUAACAAACAGCAUCACCAUACAAUAUCUUGUAGUGAUCAAGGCAAUCCAACCUCUAACCUGAUGAACAGAAUGGCAGAGGAUAACAUUGUACAAUAAAAUAAAUCUUUUACUUAUCAAUUAUCACAGAAAGGAUCUUAACCUAGAAUUGUUUGGCCACAUGCAGUUCCUCUAUAAAUUAAAUAAAGAAUUUGUUUUUGGGAAAAUGUUAAUAUGAACUUUCUAUCAUUUCAGUGAAAACUGAUAAAUCUGCAACUAUAAUUUACUUGCAAUGAUUUGGAAAAUUUGUAAAGAAAGCGUGCAUUGUUUACAUGUAAGUAUAAAAAGCUACACAAAUUAUUCGUUUUUUGGACAUAUCAGAAGGAUAUUUGUAUAGAAUGGUGCAGUAAAUUUUAAUUUAUUUAGAACUGGUGAAUAUGGUUAAAUAAUAUGUGUUUAAAUAUGAAAUAGCAUAUUUUGUUCUCAAGUGUCAGCUUAUACACCAAUACCAGGAUUGUUUUUAAAUAUUUUUUAAUUUAUAGAAGUAAAGUAUGCCUUUUUAAAUAAACAUAUAAAUUGUGAA